Molecule: messenger RNA, 2133 nt
Organism: Mytilus californianus (California mussel)
Lineage: Eukaryota; Metazoa; Mollusca; Bivalvia; Mytilida; Mytilidae
Exons: 17
Coding region: 231-2000 (589 amino acids)
Source: RefSeq, a predicted model, not a curated record
AAUAAAUAAUAACAUGCGCCUUUCUCAUAAAGUCAUUGUUCUUUAGAUUACGACGGCAUCUUUAAAAUGAUGAAUUAUCUCUGCUCGAAUAGUUGAGCAGUGAAAUAACACGUUAUUUCUAAUGAAUGAAUUCUUGACGUUUACGGAAGGGGUUAUUAACAUGAAAGUGAUGAAGCUCACUUAAACAUGAUGAAGUUAGUUUUAUAGUUAUCAAUUUGUGAUAGAUCGGUAUGACUUAUUUGAUAUUAUUUACAGCUAGUCUCUUUUUUGUUGGAGUUUUUACUGUUUUCCCUAGAAUUCUUGCAUCUAAACACGUAUCUGCUGUUAAAAGAAUAAAACACUUAGAAGAACAACUUUAUAAUCAUUUAAAAGAAGAGUAUCCAGGCGCCUUUGUCAAUGAGGACCAAUUUCAUCUUCGUCAGUCAUUUACGUUACAGACAUACAAAAGGAGAAAGAACUUGAAUAAAGAACUUCUCUCAGAAAUAAACAAAUUAAACCUAGAAUCGUUGUCCUCAGAAGAUAAAAUAAAUCUUCGAAUCUUACGGGACUAUGUGAAAACAUUUGUCAGAGGUCAUAGAUGGGUAAUGUAUGGUGCCUUGAAUCCUUUCAAUAAUCUAGAAGGUAUAUAUUCUACAGACUUGGAACAUUUACCCGUACAGAUUUAUGAACAGAUAUCAUUGAUGAGGAAGGCUAUUAGAUUAAAAAGAACAAACUAUUUGUCAUCAAUGGUGAGUGUGAUAGAAAGAUUACAGAAUGACAUGAAUCUACAUCUAUCACCAUUUUUGUCACAGAAUAAUAGUAGUAUUGUUCAAAGAUCGUUUCAAGACAAAGGAAUUUUAAGACAAGUUCAGAUGGCUUAUGAAGCUUAUGUUGAACUUGACUCUUUCCUUGUUAACGAAUACAUUCCAGCUACCCGAAAAGAACCCGGUCUUCACUCCAUGAGGCAUGGAAUAGGAUAUUACAAAGCAUGUCUAAAAUUCCAUACUACAUCAGAUAUGUCUCCAGAUGAAGCUCAUGUUACAGGUUUAGAUGAAGUAGAAAGAAUAGCAAAACAGAUCAAUAAGAUAAAAGAUCAGUUGAAUUUUCACACAGAUUUAACAACAUUUGUCAAACAUGUCCAAUAUCAUACAAGCAUCUCACCAGAUCAACAGUUUUUGAUGGUACGUGACGUUUUGGAAACUGUGAAUGAUACACUACUGGAUACAGUCUUCUACAAGUUACAGAAACCCAAAGUCGCAUUACUUCCAAUAAUUGAUGGGAAAGAUUUGUCACUAGGGUCAUACAGAAGUAACGUUUUCUAUAUGAAUGUUAAUCCUGCUAUAAACAGAUCAUCUCUACUGACGAUUCCAUUGGUAUUGCAUGAGGCCAAUCCUGGUCAUCAUUUCCAGAAUUCAUAUGCAUUUAGCCGAAACCUUCCACGCUAUCGACAGAAUAUAUUCAACACUGGAUUUCACACAGUACCAUUUAGUUACCCGACUUAUACAGCAUAUAUCGAGGGCUGGGCAUUAUAUGCUGAAUACUUAGGAUCAGAAAUGGGAUUAUAUUCAACAGUAUACGAUAAGCUUGGUAGAUUUAUAUCUGAAAUACUCAGAGCCUGUAGGUUAGUGGUGGACACAGGAAUACACGCAUUUGGUUGGUCCAGGGAACAAGGUAUCGAAUACAUUCGGAACUAUACAGGAAGUGACCAACAACAGAUCGAAAAUGAGGUCGAUAUGAUUAUUACAUGGCCAGGAAGGGCAUGUGCAUAUAAAAUCGGAGAGAUGAAAAUAAAGCAGUUAAGAAGACGUGCAAAAAGUAUUCUUGGGCCUAAUUUCCGUUUAGAAGACUUCCAUGACGUUAUAUUAAGGAAAGGACCUGUAUCGUUAAGAAUUUUAGAUGAUAUUGUUGGAGAGUGGAUUAAGGACAUUGUGAAUGCGAAUGCUUCAAAUGGAAUAUGGACAAUCACAUAUGGUUGUUACGCACUCUAUGCUAACAUCAUAAUAAUCUUCUUCUUGUCGUAAAUGUGGAUACUUUUAUUUUGAAACUGAUCUGUUAUCCGAUGCAGUGCACAUUAGGGAAUACUACCAUUGUUUAGGUGAAUUGCUUGAUUGGUGUUACAUCGUCCAAAUAAAAAUGUAUGGCAGGUAUAAUGAA